Messenger RNA from Loxodonta africana (African savanna elephant), 3757 nucleotides. It is a transcript of the gene ECSCR, whose product is annotated as endothelial cell surface expressed chemotaxis and apoptosis regulator. The record is from RefSeq and is a predicted model, not a curated record. The coding region runs from base 1131 to 1838 and encodes 235 amino acids. Gene Ontology annotation, biological process: positive regulation of proteasomal protein catabolic process; negative regulation of angiogenesis; positive regulation of endothelial cell apoptotic process. Gene Ontology annotation, cellular component: plasma membrane; cytosol. The transcript has 10 exons. NCBI's taxonomy places the organism in Eukaryota, Metazoa, Chordata, Mammalia, Proboscidea, Elephantidae.
AUGGAAAGAAAUUCACAACAAUAAUUGUAUUAAGGAGGUGGGAUUAUGUGUAACAUUUCUCUCUGCUUUUAAGUCCUUUGAAUCUAGUUCAAUAAAUAUGUGGUGAGGGCUUGCUACAGGUCAUGCAUUGUGCCAGGUCCUGUUGUUAUGUGCCAUUGAUUUGAUUCUUGCUCAUAGCGACUCUAUACAACAGAGUAGAACUGCCCCAUAGGGCUUUUUAGGCUGUAGCCUUUUGGGGAGCAUAUCACCAGGUCUUUUCUCUCUCAGAACUACUGACUGGGUGGGUUCGAACUGCUGACUUUUUGGUUAGCAGUCAAGUGCUUAACCAUUGUGCCACCAGGACUCCUUUGCCAGGUUCUAACCCAAAACCCCAGGUUCUAGAGAUACUGAAAAAAUCAACAGUGCUGGCUUGCAGUCUACAAGAGAGAGCACUGUGGGAUGUGGAAUAUGUGCUGGAUGGAUGUUGAGGACAGGUUGCUUCCUGGAACAUCUAACCCCGAUGAGGUGGGGGAGGGCUCCCUUGAGGGAGGGAUGUUUGGAAUGUGGUCUUCUUGCUUUCUCAUUAAGAAUAACAAUAAUGUGUUUAAGGCCUCCCUCAAAGAUGCUGGGCAUCCCAUCUGCAUCAGGAACCCUGAGGGAGAGGAAUGUGGAGAAUUCAGAGUCUACAGAGUAUGGGCGGUGGGUGGGCUGAUCUUUGGACUCAUUCACGAGAGACAAGAAUCAGGCCCGAAGCAGUCUGGGAUGAGGUUGGAGUUAGAUUGCAAAAAAAUCUCUAGGUGGUACAUGGAGGGACCUGAUAGACUAGUCAGAGGGCAGAAGAGGAUAGAGGGGGCCAGGUUGCCAUCACUGGUUAUGUGCACAGGUCCUGGGGGACACCACAGCUGCCCUGGCCCAGGCCAUGCACGGUCCUGAGUGAUUUGCUGCUGCUGCAGCCUCACAUCCUCAUCUGGUUUGCCAAACUGAGCAAGGCCCCUGGAGCCAGUCCCAAUCUGUUUCCUUCUAUUCUUUGACAGGAAGCUCCUGGAGAGCCAGCCCCCAACCCCCACCCUGCCCCAGCACUCCCUCUCUCUUCUCCACUAUGGACAGAGCCUCUGCCGAGCGGCUGCCUGCCCACCACAUACCCAGCUGACAUGGGGACCGUUGGAGCAACGCAGCUGUGCUGGGCGAUCCUGGGCUUCCUUCUACUCCAAGGAGACUUCAGCAGUCUAAGUCUGACCUUAAAGUCAACGUCUUCCAACACAGGAGAUGUCCCUCACUCAGAGCCUAACAGGACAAGUCCUUUGUCCAGCACUGGUACCCCAGCACCUCCAAAGAAGGCCUCACAGGUCCUCAUCGUAACGCAUGAACGCACCACACCAGGGUCAAGCACAAUGGAUGGUCAUUCCUCAUCCUCACUGGGCCUGCCUCGGUCCCAGCCACAGAAGCAUACCUCAGUACUUGGUGCCCCACACAGCAGCAGAAGCAGCGGCAGCCCAAGUGGAGAUACAUUCUAUAACAUUACCCCUAAAUCGACCGCCAUGAGCUUGAGGACAGGGGAAUAUUUGACCAUCCUGCCUAGCCCCACGUCAGAGUCAGUGCUCACUGUGGCUGCAUUUGGUGUUAUCAGCUUUAUUGUCAUCCUGGUGGUUGUGGUGAUCGUCCUAGUCAGUGUGGUCAGUCUAAGGUUUAAAUGUCGGAAAAACAAGGAGUCUGAAGAUCCCCAGAAACCAGGGAGUUCGGGGAUAUCUGAAAGCUGCUCCACAGCCAAUGGUGAGAAAGACAGCAUCACCCUCAUCUCCAUGAAGAAUAUCAACACGAAUAACAGCAAAAGAUGGUCCUCAGCAGAGAAGGUUCUGUAAAGGCAACAUGGGGGCCCCGUGGGCCUAAGGAUGAUGCAGCUGUCCUGUGACUGUGAGGAGGAAGUGAUGGGAUUGGUAGGGAUGAUGAACUACAUAAAUAAAUUAUUUUAUUGUUUCACAUCUAUUCCCAGAUCUAAAGGAUACUAGCAUUCCUCCAGAUCUAGGAGUAAGCUACCAAUACAAGAGACUCUUUCCCAUUUGGAUAGCCAUUCUAGAAACACAGCCUGCUCCUCCCAUCUUCUCAGAGUCAUAGGAAAGAGCAAGAGUGAGGAAAAUGAUGAGGUGGAUUGGUCUUUUUCUACUUUACAUUAAAAUUAUUUUCUGGCCUAUAGUCUAACUUCUUUUAAGGUUUCUGCUCCCAUCAAUAUUUCUUUACUGAGUGUUCUAGCAGCUUCAGAAUCUCUUUUCUUAGGCCAGGAAUGCAUGCAAGGUUCUGUCCCUGUGGGGAGCUCUCUGACAAACCUGGGAGAUGGAGAGAACUUUUUGUCAGGUAUGCCUCGGCUCACUUGGCUUAUUAAGUAGGGUUGAGGUGACUGACUAAGCACCCCAAUAGAGAAGAAAGAAAGUAGAAUAUAACCCAUCACUAGUAAAGAAGUGUCACAUCUGGAGAGAGAGAACAUGGGAGGCACAAAGCAUUUCAACUAGGAAAUUCCAGUGGUGAGAGCUAAAUAACAUGAAGGCAGCUGUCCUCUGCCUGUCCCAGGGUAGACAUACGUCACUUUGGCCCUAGCUGUGGGAAUAUCACUGGGCCGGUUUGGAAUGAGGUUAGGUCUGUGACUCCAUAAACAGAAAACCCACCCACUUUAUCCCAUACAACUGUGUCCUAGAAAAAGAAUUAAAAAAUCACAUAAAUACUGUGAAGUUAUUUAACGAGAAAAAGAAAGGCAGUAUCUUUUCUUAGUAAUAGGCAUCUUUGUCACGAUACUGGUUUAGAAAUGAAUCUUGGUUGGGUAGAAUCAAUGGAAGAGUCUUCUGUGUAUGUCUGCAGAGAUUGUUUAACACUAUAAGUAUCUACUAGCCAGCAGUUUGGAAGACGCAGAGAACACCAUUCCUGAUCUCUGAGAUUUCUCAUUCUCAAGGAAUGAUACGCUAUUUUCUUCUGGAUUUAGACUUUGCAAAGUGAUAUGAGAAAGCCUAGAAUAAAAAGUUUCACUAUCCAUCUGUCUCAUUAAAACUAUUAAAGUGAGACUGAAGAAACCUACUGGAUUCUAAAAUAAUCUAAGGCAGGGCCUGUAACCCACUCAUGUUUGUAACUCCAACACAUCGUAGGUAAUGAAAAUAGGUUCUUGGGUGAAGGAAACUUGGCCAUGAGGCUGGGCUCGUCCACAGAUUUGCAGCUUAACGUUGACCAAAUCACCUCCCUUCUCUGAGCCUGUUUCCUUACUUUUAAAGUGAGGUGGAUGAAUUACUUGGCCUUUAUUAUCUUUUCUAAUUCUUGUAUUCCACAGUUCUAUAAACUCUAGAUGUAGAAAAAAAUGAACACAAUCUGUUGAGUAGAAAUCACUGGGUAGGAACCAGAGGCAAAGGUUACGUGUCUCUGGGCAAGUCUUUGACAUUCUCUGGGAUAGUCUUUGACAUUCCCAUGUAUUAAUAGGGAAGAGUGAUCUAUACUGGUUCUGUCUACCUCACAGGCUACGGGGUAGGUAAAAUGGAAUAAUAAAUAUGGAAAUAAAAAUAUUAGUUUGCAACUGAAGCAGACAGUGUGGAGCACUGCCAAGAUCCUACUUCAGGUUUAAGGCAUUUGUUCCCCAGCUGCUGGGAGUGUUGACCGAGGGCUCACAGCUGGUUGAUGACUGGUUGAUAAGGGUGGCAGUGGGGAUGAAGCCUGGGACCCGUUGCCUCAAUUUCUUCCUCUACCCAAUCCUGCUUCCCUUGCCCCUCAUAGCUAUUGUUCCCAGAAGUACUCAUCAUUAAACCUU